Anoplopoma fimbria (sablefish) is the source of this 1190-nucleotide messenger RNA. RefSeq names its product heparan sulfate (glucosamine) 3-O-sulfotransferase 2 (gene hs3st2). Lineage: Eukaryota; Metazoa; Chordata; Actinopteri; Perciformes; Anoplopomatidae. The transcript has 2 exons. The coding region runs from base 75 to 1190 and encodes 371 amino acids. The record is from RefSeq and is a predicted model, not a curated record. Gene Ontology annotation, molecular function: [heparan sulfate]-glucosamine 3-sulfotransferase activity.
ACCAAGAGAGGAAGAAGAAGAAGAAGAAGAAGUCUCUGAUGGAAAACCAUGCAGCGCUUUGAACCCAUGGAGACAUGGCACAUAGGCUCCUCUCAUCUGCGAACAGAUUCAGCGCCAGAUUCGCCUUCAUAUUCACUGUGUCCCUGUCCUGCACAUAUCUAUGCUACAGUAUUCUGUUUUGCCGCAGCACAAUCAUGACAAACCAGGGUUACGAGGGGAAGAGAUGCUCCCCCAGCAAGAACGCAGGAGGGAAGAAACUUCUGGGGAAAUUAGACAAUUGCGCAUCGCUGGAAGUCAGGUCGGCUCUGGAUGAGUCUGCUGCCCGGCCAGGAGCAAGCAAAGCCCCUGCCUCGUCUGGAAGCUAUAUACUGUCCGACAUGAAAUGGAAAAACAUGACUGUUGCGCAGAAAUAUGGGAAUAAGAAGCUGCCUAAUGCGUUGAUAGUCGGUGUGAAGAAAGGAGGCACCAGGGCAGUGCUGGAGUUCAUCCGGAUACAUCCAGAUGUACGCGCUCUUGGAACAGAGCCGCACUUUUUCGACAGAAACUAUGACAGAGGACUGGACUGGUACAGGGGACUAAUGCCUCGAACACUAGACAGCCAGAUCACAUUGGAGAAGACGCCCAGCUACUUUGUCACCAGAGAGGCACCCAGACGCAUCUCCAGCAUGUCCCAUGAGACCAAGCUGAUCGUAGUGGUGCGUAACCCAGUCACAAGAGCCAUCUCCGACUACACACAGACUCUGUCCAAGAAGCCCGACAUCCCCACGUUUGAAGAGCUGGCCUUUAAGAACAGAAGUCUGGGUCUGGUGGACACCUCCUGGAACGCCAUACGGAUCGGGAUGUACAUCCUGCACCUGGAGAACUGGCUGCAGUACUUCCGCCUGUCACAGAUGCACUUUGUGAGCGGGGAGCGGCUGAUCACGGACCCGGCAGGGGAAAUGGGCCGCGUUCAGGACUUUUUAGGACUGAAACGAAUAAUCACGGACAAGCACUUCUACUUUAAUCGAACCAAAGGCUUCCCCUGUCUGAAGAAGCCGGAGAGCAGCAGCCAGCCGCGCUGCCUCGGCAAAUCCAAGGGCAGGACUCACGUACAGAUCGAAGAGGAGGUCAUAGAGCAGCUGCAGGAGUUUUAUAGGCCAUUUAAUAUCAAAUUCUUUGAAACUGUGGGGCAAGACUUCAAGUGGGACUGA